Oryzias latipes (Japanese medaka) is the source of this 6784-nucleotide messenger RNA. It is a transcript of the gene nfascb, whose product is annotated as neurofascin homolog (chicken) b. Gene Ontology annotation, cellular component: plasma membrane; axon. The record is from RefSeq and is a predicted model, not a curated record. Gene Ontology annotation, molecular function: cell-cell adhesion mediator activity. NCBI's taxonomy places the organism in Eukaryota, Metazoa, Chordata, Actinopteri, Beloniformes, Adrianichthyidae. Gene Ontology annotation, biological process: brain development; axon guidance; cell-cell adhesion.
UGCGAUACGUUGAAACGGUGCAAAUCUUGUGAAGCUUGCUUUAGGCUUUAUCAGCUUUAUUCCAAUAUGUGAAAAACUUGGUGUCAUAUAAUUGCAGCCGAGCACAAAUCGCAAUCAUUCAUGUCUCCUCCAGGAUCAUGUUCCAACAGUUGGCACCACUGUGUUUUGGAAAAGGACACUAUUAACAUAUCACUACCAAAUCAGAGUCUCUGAUUAGUCGAUUAGAUUAGAGUCCCUAAAGGCGGCUGGGUAGCUCGGUUGGUAAGGUAAAGGGCUGCCACGCAGGAAUCCAGGGGCAAUUACCAAUGGCGAGCAAUUAACAUCACCCAGUGGGGGUUCUUGGUCCUUGGACCCUCAACGCUGCUGCCUCCCGAGCGCGGUUGAGCUGCAGCUCACCGCUCCCCCAGGGGAUGGGUCAAAUGCGGAGAGGAAUUUCCCAUUGUGGGCUAACUAAAGUAAAUAUUAUUAUUAUUAGUCAAAGUUCCGCUGGUUCCGUUGGUGUUCAGUUAACGCCCUGUUUGUACGUAGAUAAUGAUCUUAAAAGGUUCAAUCUGAAUCAGCUGAUUCUGACGUGAAGAAAAGCGGCUUUUCAUAUCAGCUUUGGACCUAUAUGCAACACAUUACUUCCGUAAAGUGUAGUAAUGUACUACACUAGUAGUUAUGUAUUGCACUUUACUACCGCAAAGCAGCUUUUUUCCAUGAUAAAAUCAGCUGAUUUAUAUGAAAUGCAUAGGCACUUCACUGCAGUAAAGUGUUGCACACCCGCAAGGCUGCUUUUCUCUGCUUCAGAAUGCACUGGAAUUAUGUUAAUUGUGUAAAUGCUUGAAGAAUUACUGUAGUCAACACUGAAGCUAAAGCUCCGGUGUUAAAGAGUCCAUUUUUGUGAUGGUUAAGUUAAACUAUUGAAAACAAAAGUUAAACUUUUGGCUCUGUUCUGUUCAGUCCGUAAAAUCAUAACAUCACCUAUUUGAAGCAUAUAGUUAGUCACAGUGUUCUCUUCUACCAUCAGCUCCCCCUGUCCUCUGUGUUGCUUUCUCGGUGCAGUGACGUUUUAAUGUGCAAUGGUAUAGGCGCUGUGGGCCUGAACGGGGGGCUUGUUUGGCUGAACACUCCCUCUCACAUGUCAUCUGCUUUUGCUCGAGUCCGUGGCCACUCAUGCCAGAGGAGAAUCCAAGGGUAUAGAGACUUUUUUGUCGUCACUGAUCUGGCUCAUCUGCUGCUGUGACUCUACAGUGUGCAAUCUGGAGCAUGGCACCGAUCACUUUCAGGCCUGCCAAACAGUUCAAUGCACGAGCAGAGAACUCUUUUCAAAGUGCCAAGAAGCUUGAAGACGUCUUUUUAAAACGUGGAAGAGGACAAUGAGACCAGAACAGUGUUGUUUGAUUUGAUUUCAAAUAAAAAAAAAAUCUUUCCAAUAAAGUUAACACUCUUAAGUAAAAAAGUAUAAAAAGGUUGGCAGCCUUUUUGUUUUGCUUUUGCUGUUCUUUGCUAGCAAGUAUUUGUUCAGUGAAUGAAUGCCUGAAAGCCUACACAGGUCAUGAAUCUGUCGACAGCUCUCAGAUGUCUUUUGUCUGAAGCUAGAACAACUUCCCCAGAAUCUCCGUUUCCUGGAAAUGAAAUUCCUCCACCUUUUACAGGAUUUGAAGUUUUCAUAACCCCUUUUUCUAUUUGUCCUCCAAAUUGUUAUGAAUAACUUGUUACUUUUUCAAAGGCUGAAAUGAAAAGCAAAACGGUUGUAUUUGGAAGAUCUGUGUCCAGACGUCACAUAACUUGAGAUAUGUCAUGUAAAAUUCAUGUGACAGAAACAAACAUUGCCUUCUUACAGCGCUCCCAAGAUCUCUGCAGCCCACAUUUUGAUGUCAUCAAACCACCAACAAUGCAAACAGCACAAAACUGAGGCUGUUUGCAGCUUUCAUUAAGACUCUUCAUUAAACACAAUCACACACUAAAACAAACAGUGUUGGUGCAAUUGUAGAAGAACAUACAGAAACUAAACAAUAUUAUAAAGUCUGGCCUGAAUUGUUAGCUUGCUAUAUUUAGACAGUCCUAUAAAUGUAGUUUAAGAGGCUGCAUUUGAUGAUCAGAGUUACGAGAGCCUGUCUGGUCAGAGCUGUAAAGUGGGUGAGGUGUAGGAGGUGAAUGGUGCUCAUUCAUUAUUCAUGAGGCGAUCGGGCACAGUAUGAGUGGCAGUCACAGCUAGAAACUCAAUUACUGAUUUGUAUCAACUCGUCUAGGGUUCCUGACCUGAUAUUUAGAGAAAUGAGGCAUUAAUUGGCAAACUGCGCACACAAAAAUGAUUUCCCGGGAACAAUAAUUGGAUUAUUGAUGCAUUGGGCAGAGAUAGAUUCAGAGAAAGACCUGAUUUAUCAGUGCACGACAAAAGAAUAUAACUGAUGAUCCAAAUUCUCACUGGACUAAAUGAACUGUAAAGAUGAUGAGGCUGGUUGGACCAGGGCUGCUGUUGCUACUAUGGCACAGUGCUUGGUCUCUGGAUAUUCCACUCGAUGUCAGACAGCCUCCAACAAUUAUAAAGCAGUCCUUAAAGGACCAUAUUGUGGACCCCAAAGAUACAAUGGUCAUAGAGUGUGAAGCUAUAGGCAACCCGCAUCCUACUUUCUCAUGGAGGCGUGAUGGAAAAUAUUUCAAUGUGGCGCGUGACUCCCAGGUGUCGAUGCGCAGGCGCUCAGGAACUCUAGAAAUCUAUGCCCGAAAUAAUCCAGAAAAGUAUGAAGCAGUGUACCAGUGUAUUGCCUCCAAUCAGUAUGGAUCUGCGUACACCCACAAGAUCAACCUACAAAUGUACAGACCUCCAGUAUGGCCACGGGAGCCUCUGGAGCCUGUAGUCAUCAGCGCAGGUUUGCCCCUGGUUCUGCCAUGUGAGUCCCCGGCAGGUCCACCUAAACCUGAAACCUACUGGAUGUCCAGCUGUUCAUAUGCACGGCCGUUCAACUGGCCCAUUCAGACGGCUUUCCCCACCAUGCAGCCUGUGCGGCAGGACCGCAGGGUUUCAAUGGGAAUCAAUGGAGAUCUGUAUUUCUCCAAUGUGUUGUUUAAUGACUCUGUUGUUGAUUACUGCUGUAAUGCUCGCUUCCCUCACAAGAAUGCAAUUCAACAGAAGACACCUGUGGUUGUUAAAGUGCUUUCAACUCGCUCCAUUGCUGAGGCUGCCCCCACCUGGUUGUCUCCUAAGGGCUCGUCCAGCUCCAAACUGGUCCUGCAAGGGGAGGAGCUGCUCCUGGAGUGUAUAGCUGCUGGAGUGCCAACUCCUCAUAUUGCCUGGACAAAGGAUGGAGACGAGCUUGCAGUGACGCCCAGUAUGAAAAUAAAGAAUUUCAACAAAAUGAUUCAGAUCCCAAAGGCAGCUUUUGAAGAUGCAGGAGAAUACACCUGCUCUGCAACCAACAAGAUAGGUUACAUUGAGCACACAAUAUCUGUCAUAGUCAAAGCGGCUCCAUUCUGGGUAGAAAAACCCACAAAUUUGAUUCUGGCACCUGAAGAAACCGGGCGGCUGGUGUGCCGUUCUGAUGGGGUUCCUCGUCCCACCAUCAGCUGGUUCAUGAAUGGGGACCCAAUUGAGGAUGCAAUGCAACAGUCCAACAGACUGGUGGCUGGGGAUACUAUAACUUUGCGCAGUGUGACUGCAGAAAAUACUGCUGUCUACCAGUGCAACGCCUCCAAUCAGUAUGGGUACCUACUGGCCAAUGCAUUUGUCAACGUACUACAUUCAACUCCUCGCAUCAUUGGGCCUAGAAAUGAAGUUGUCAAAGUGAUAGAGGGAAGUCGAACGUUUUUAGACUGUCGCUUCUUUGGUUCUCCUGUGCCUGACCUGCGAUGGUCAAAAUAUGGACAAGGCAAUCUUGAGGGAACUCGAUUCAAGACUCACAGUAAUGGAACUCUUGAGGUCAAACGGAUACAACUACAAGAUGAGGGAACUUACGUGUGUGUCAUCAGCAACAUUGCAGGACGAGAUGAGAACCAAGUCCGAGUGGAGGUCAAAGAGCCCAUAGUAAUAGUCACCAAACCACAGAGUAUGAAGGUAAUCCGAGGAAGUGAUGUGCGCCUUGAGUGUGCUGUCAAAGCAGAUGCCACUACUCCAUUCACAACAUCAUGGAUAAAAAACAAAAAGCAAGUCACUUUUGGCUGGAGAGUUUCUCUGGAUGAAUCAAAUCUAGUCAUUACUGAUGUGAACAGAGGAGAUGAGGGCAAUUACACCUGUGUCUUUAAGAAUGAGCUGGACCAGAAGUCUGCCUCUGCACACCUACUGGUGAUGGAUCGUCCUAAUCCUCCAACUAACCUGGAGUUGUCUGAUCCAUUUGAACGCAGUGUACGACUCAGUUGGGUACCUGGUGACAGCAACCAUAGCCCAAUUACAGAUUACUUGGUGCAGUAUGAUGAUGAUGACUGGCUUCCUGGAAAAUGGCGAAAUCUGUCUACAUACCCAGGGAAUCUUAACUCUGUUAUCCUACAUCUCACACCAUUUACCUAUUAUGAGUUCAGAGUUAUUGCAAUUAACGCUAUUGGAGCCAGUCGUCCAAGUCGUUCAUCAGCUCGUUUCCAGACCAGUGGUGCACCCCCAGAUGUCAUCCCAAAGAAUGUGAAAGGUGUGGGCACAUGGAGAAAUAACAUGGAAAUUAGCUGGGAGCCUCUGACUUACAGAGAGUGGAACGGACCACACUUGAAGUAUCUGGUGUGGUGGAGAAGGAGAGAUUCUAGAGAAGAGUGGAAGAAUGCAACCACAAAGUGGCUGAGAUACUACAUCUAUGAUGCAGACACCUUCACCCCUUAUGAGAUCAAAGUCCAGGCUGUCAAUGACUUUGGGCUGGGCCCAGAGUCCCCUGUUGUCAUUGGUUAUUCUGGUGAAGACCGCCCUUUGGCAGCACCUUUAAAUCUGAGAAUUUCUGACAUUGAAAGUACUCAGGUCACUGUGCACUGGGACCCAGUGUCACGAGAGAACAUCAUGGGGGAACUAAAAGAGUACAAGGUCUACUACUGGAGAGACAGCAGUCAGUUGCGGUGGCUAUGGGUCAACAGAGGAAUGAAGUCCAAAAUAUUCCCAAACAAUGAUCCGGAACCAUCUGGAGUCAUCACAGACCUCAUACCCUACAGCAACUAUAAAAUGUACAUAGUGGUGGCUAACAGUAGAUUUGAAGGGCCGCCGAGUAACAAUAUACACUUUUCAACACCUGAAGGAGUACCAUCCGCCCCCACAUCCUUUAGAAUCCAACAACGCCAUCUGGACAGUAUUUAUGUGGACUGGGAUCUGCCAGCGGAGCCCAACGGGAUCAUCACUGGAUACUCUCUGAAGUAUCACACAUUGAACGCUACCAGAGGAGAGGAGAUGAGAGUUGAGGAGUUCCCACCUAAUGUGACAAGCUUCUCCAUCCGCCGGUAUGACCGAUACACUCGCUACUGGUUCUCUGUGGCAGCCCGAACUCGGAUUGGAAUUGGAGAGUGGCAUACGGAGGAGUCGCCCCAUUACACCACAGAAACGUACGCUCAGGACCAGGUGGACAUCACAACACAAGGCUGGUUCAUUGGGAUAAUGUGUGCUGUGGCUCUCAUCGUGCUCAUCCUCCUCAUAGUCUGCUUUAUCAAGAGAAGUCGAGGCGGGAAAUACCCAGUUCGAGAGAAAAAGGACAUUUCACUGGAGCCUGUAGAUGACAAAGAUCAGGAAGGUUCAUUUGACUAUCGAUCCCUUGAAAGGAUAGCACAUAUCUCCACGCUGCCUUUUCCUCGGAGGCACAUAGAGGAGGAGAGGCUUCAAAGAGCCCAGCCAGCUGUGGAAGCCAUGAUGAAACGCGUAGACAGUGACGACAGUCUGGUGGAAUAUGGAGAAGGAGGGGAGAUGCAGUUUGAAGAGGAUGGCUCCUUUAUCGGACAGUACACAGGAACCAGGCGAGAUGUCAGAGACUUGGAUUUCAGUGGAGGUCUGGAGCUCCAGUCUCCAAUGAAUACUAUAUACUCCCUUGCAUGAAGACCGAACUUUAAAAAGCUUUCAGCCUUGUGACUUUGCUGCGCUUGAGCCCCCUAAUUUGAAGAACUUGGGCUCAGCUUGUAUUUUUUUCAAAGGGGAAAGACAGCGAUCAACCAGCACGGAGACUGCUAGAGAAGUCGGGUGUUAUCUUUCUCAGAAGAUUUUUUGAUUUGAUGAAGCAAAAGUGUUAUUUUGUACAUUUUGUGUUUACAGAUUUUAUCCUUUUAAUAAUCCCAAUGGUUGAGAGAUUUUUACUGAGCACCAUGAGAGACAGGCAAAAAUCGUCUUAUCAUGUUGAUAAGAGCAGGUAGAAUAUCUAAGUGCCGGCUGUAAAUGCAUAUUUUUUUAUCCAAAAAAUAGGAUUGCACAAUUUUUAGUGCUUGCACUUCAGAAUAACAGCUGCAUAACACACUUUAUCAUUCAGGGAAGCCAUGAUGGACCCAGCCCAGAACCAAAGGAUCACUUAAGUCUGAGUUCAGUUCCACUCAGAUGGAUCUGUAUUCUAAUUGUUAGUGCAUCUUUGUCAUCUUUAUUAUGGCCUUUAGCAUUAUUCUUGCUGAUAAAUGACUGUUGUCUGUUAUAGCAGAGCAGCAAGGAGUCAGGGAAACCCACAACAAAAUCAGAACAAGUGCAUUAUUUUUCACCCGUGGGAGGAGCAUUAUUUGUAACGAUGUGUGCUGUGUACUAACCUAAAGAAAGUGAAUAUAUUGAUAUUGCAAUAGUAUAUUAAAAUGUUGCUUUAUUAAAUCUCAAUUUUAUCACUGUUGUUUAUAUUUUGUGUCACUAUAAAAAAGAUCUGAAUCAUGGAAA